Helobdella robusta is the source of this 1131-nucleotide messenger RNA. RefSeq lists its product as hypothetical. Gene Ontology annotation, molecular function: serine-type endopeptidase inhibitor activity. The transcript has 3 exons. The record is from RefSeq and is a predicted model, not a curated record. NCBI's taxonomy places the organism in Eukaryota, Metazoa, Annelida, Clitellata, Rhynchobdellida, Glossiphoniidae. The coding region runs from base 1 to 1131 and encodes 376 amino acids.
AUGAGGGAAGAUGCAGUAGGUCCUAAUAGAGAUUUUGGGAUUUCCCUUUACAAGGAGCUGGCUGCUGGAAACCCACAGGAAAAUAUUUUUUUCUCUCCAAUCAGUCUCAUGUUUGCUCUUGGGAUCGCUCUGCUUGGAUCUAGAGGAGAGACGGAAAAACAAUUAAAAUCGGUGAUGAAAAUAGAGAAUAUGAUAAACGCUGACAUGCAUCAAGGAUUGUUUAAGUUGAAAUCUUUUCUGGAAGAUGAGAAGAAUCCUCACGAACUUCAUAUUGCAAAUCGACUGUUUAUUGAAAAGUCUGAAACUCUAAGAGGAGGAUUUAGUAAAGAUUGUCAGAAAUACUAUGGAAGCGACCCGGAAAAAGUAGAAUUCAUGAAUGAUGCACCGGCCUGUGUGGCAAAAAUAAACCGUUGGGUCGAAAAGCUUACGAAAGGAAAAAUUAAAAACUUGAUAUCUGCAGCUGAUGUCAGCUCUUCAACAAAAUUAAUUCUAAUAAACGCAAUUGUUUUUAAAGGAACAUGGAUGACAAAAUUUUAUGAAACAGAGAGUGGAGAAUUCUCAAUAAGUCCAGGGUCAACUGUUGGUAUUAAAUUUAUGAUAAUUCAAAAAUUGCAGGCGAAAUAUUGCGACUGCAAGAAACUGAAAAGUCAGAUCUUGGAACUACCUUAUAAGGACAAAUCGAUGAGUUUUGUUAUAAUUUUACCUGAUGUAGAACAGACGAAUAUAGAAAACGUUGAAAAAAAAUUGGAUAGCGGCGUACUUUCGGAAAUCAAUGAAAAAUUGACUGAAACCAAAUUAAAAAUCCGCUUACCGAAGUUCUCAAUGACAAAAGAAUCAAAAGUGACGGAGAAGUUGCAAACGUUAGGCCUCACCGACCUGUUCAUAAAAGGAAAAGCAGAUUUAUAUAACAUGAACUUGAAGCUUGAUUUGUACGUUUCCAAGCUUGUGCACAAAGCUUUCAUUGAAGUUAACGAAGAGGGAACGGUGGCUGCAGCUGCUACUGGUGUACAGUUAGGCACAAGGUCCUCGAGUAUUUACCUGGAUUUCAAUGCUAAUCAUCCGUUCAUCUUCUACAUCAAAGAUAAUAAGUUACAAACCAUUCUCUUCAUGGGAAAGUUUGUUAAACCAUGA